AUGGCAAAGAGUUUAUCUGUAAUCUUGGUCCUGAUCUUAGCCCUUUCGGACAAUCCCCUUCACGAACUAGAAUCAGCAGCUGCUUUCUCUCAGACCACCGAGAAAAUUAGUCCAAACGGGGAAUCUGGCAUUAAUGUUGACUUGGCAUCUACACAGCAGCAUCACGUGCAGCAGCUUUUCUACCGUUAUGGGGAGAACAAUUCCUUAUCAGUUGAAGGAUAGAAAUUGCUUCAGAAUAUAGGCAUAGAUAAGAUUAAAAGAGUCCACAUACACCAUGACCAUGAGCAUCAUUCUGACCAUGACCACCGCUCUCACCGUAAUCAUGCUUCCAGUAAAAAUAAUCGGAAAACCCUUUGCCCAGCUGACUCUGAUGGUUCAGGUAAAGAUCCUAGAAACAGCCAGGGAAAAGGAUCUCACCGACCGGAACACACCGAUGGUAGAAGAAAUGUCAAGGAGAGUGUCAGUGCUAGUGAAGUGACCUCAACUGUAUAUAACACUGCUGAAGGGACUCACUUUCUGGAGACAGUAGAGACUCUGAAAUCUGGAAAAAAACCCCAAAGAUGUAAGCAGUUCCACCCCACCAGUAUCACAGAAAAGAACCAGGUGGGUCGGACUGGCUAGCAGGAAAUCAAUGAGUCUGUAAGUGAGCCCAGAAAGGGCUUUGUGUAUUCCAGGAACAUAAAUGACAACACUCAAGAGUGUUUCAAUGCUUCUAAGCUGCUUACAUCUCAUGGCAUGGGCAUCCAGAUUCCGUUGAAUGCCACCGAGUUCAACUAUCUCUGCCCAGCCAUCAUCAAUCAAAUUGAUGCUAGAUCGUGUCUGAUUCAUACAACAAGUGAAAAGAAGGCUGUCCCUCCGAAGACCUAUUCUUUACAAAUAGCCUGGGUUGGUGGCUUAAUAGCCAUUUCCAUCAUCAGUUUCCUGUCUUUGCUGGGGGUUAUCUUGGUGCCUCUCAUGAAUCAGGUGUUUUUCAAAUCCCUGAGUUUCCUUGUGGCAUUGGCGGUUGGGACUUUGAGUGGUGAUGUAUUACACCUUCUUCCACAUUCUCAUGCAAGCCACCAUCAUAGUCAUAGCCAUGAAGAACCAGCAAUGGAAAUGAAAAGAGGUCCACUUUUUAGUCAUCUGUCAUCUCAAAAUAUAGAAGAAAGUACCUAUUUUGAUUCCACAUGGAAAGGUCUGACAGCUCUAGGAGGCUUGUAUUUCAUGUUUCUUGUUGAACAUGUACUCACGUUGAUCAAGCAAUUUAAAGACAAGAAGAAAAAGAAUCAAAAAAAACCUGAAAAUGAUGAUGAUGUGGAGAUUAAGAAGCAGUUGUCCAAGUAUGAGUCUCAACUUUCAACAAAUGAGGAGAAAGUAGAUACAGAUGAUCGACCUGAAGGUUAUUUACGAGCAGACUCACAAGAGCCCUCCCACUUUGAUUCUCAGCAGCCAGCAAUCUUGGAAGAAGAAGAGGUCAUGAUAGCUCAUGCUCAUCCACAGGAAGUCUACAAUGAAUAUGUACCUAGAGGGUGCAAAAACAAAUGCCAUUCACAUUUCCAUGAUACACUGGGCCAGUCAGAUGACCUCAUUCACCAUCAUGACUACCAUCAUAUUCUCCAUCACCACCACCACCAAAACCACCACCCCCACAGUCACAGUCAGCGCUACUCUCGGGAGGAGCUGAAAGAUGCUGGCAUUGCCACAUUGGCUUGGAUGGUGAUAAUGGGUGAUGGCCUGCACAACUUCAGUGAUGGCCUAGCAAUUGGUGCUGCUUUCACUGAAGGCUUGUCAAGUGGUUUAAGUACUUCUGUUGCUGUGUUCUGUCAUGAGUUGCCUCAUGAGUUAGGUGACUUUGCUGUUUUACUGAAGGCAGGCAUGACUGUUAAGCAGGCUGUGCUUUACAACGCUUUGUCAGCCAUGCUGGCCUAUCUUGGGAUGGCAACAGGAAUUUUCAUUGGUCAUUAUGCUGAAAAUGUUUCUAUGUGGAUAUUUGCACUUACUGCUGGCUUAUUCAUGUAUGUCGCUCUGGUCGAUAUGGUACCUGAGAUGCUGCACAAUGAUGCUAGUGACCAUGGAUGUAGCCGUUGGGGAUACUUCUUUUUACAGAAUGCUGGGAUACUUUUAGGUUUUGGAAUUAUGUUACUUAUUUCCAUAUUCGAACACAAAAUUGUGUUUCGUAUAAAUUUCUAAUUAGGAUAUGAAUGCUAGAGUAGCUUAAAAAACAUUGCUGUCAAUAGUUUAAGUAGGUCAUAGAGAGAUGAGUUUGUACUAUGAAAUGCAGCAUCUAAAGUUAGUGGAUUUUGUGAUUUUUAUAUUGAAUAUUUCCAUUUGUUAUGCUUAUAAAGUCAGUUAUGUUAGUAACAUAAAGGUACGGUUUAGCUGGACGUGGUGGCGCACGCCUGUAAUCCUAGCAACUCAGGAGGCUAAGGCAGGAGGAUCGCAAGUUCAAAGCCAGCUUCAGCAACUUAGCAAGGCCCUGAGCAACGGAGUGAGACCCUGUCUCAAAAUAAAAA
Messenger RNA from Sciurus carolinensis (gray squirrel), 2492 nucleotides. RefSeq names its product solute carrier family 39 member 6 (gene Slc39a6). The record is from RefSeq and is a predicted model, not a curated record. NCBI's taxonomy places the organism in Eukaryota, Metazoa, Chordata, Mammalia, Rodentia, Sciuridae. Gene Ontology annotation, biological process: zinc ion import across plasma membrane; intracellular zinc ion homeostasis. Gene Ontology annotation, cellular component: membrane. Gene Ontology annotation, molecular function: zinc ion transmembrane transporter activity.